CAUCAAUAAUCAUAUUCAAUAAUAACAUGAACAUAAUAAACAUGAAGCAAUCACUCUUAUCAAACCCAUUAGCACUAGUACUAAUAUCUUCCCUCAUGUGUUCUACCACCUUAGCUGCUCUCUCACCAGUCCCACCACCAACCUCCGCCGUGGACAUCCUUGGAAUCCUAACAAGAGGUGGAUCCUUCAACACCUUCAUCAGGCUCAUGAAAACCACACAAUUGAUCAACCAACUCACCUCACAGCUCAUAACCAUUAAAUCCGGUGGCCUAACCAUUUUCGCCCCGGAGGACGCCGCCUUCUCCCAACUCAAACCAGGGUUCCUCAACAUGCUUUCGAAUGCGCAAAAGCUUGAGCUCGUUCAGUUCCAUGUUCUCCCUGACUUCGUCUCCAGCUCCAACUUUGAUACCUUAACGAACCCUGUUAGAACACUAGCCGGUGCUAAACAAGGGAAAGUUGAACUGAACGUGAUCAGUUAUGGUGGAAGUGUCAACAUUUCAACGGGUGAAGUUAACACCACCAUCAAUGGGAUCAUAUACACGGAUAACCAUCUUGCAAUAUAUAAAGUUGCUAAGGUGCUUCUCCCAUCCGACUUCUUCCCCACCAAGAUUGCCGCAGCGCCAGCGCCUACGCUGGCGCCGGCACCGGCAGUCGAGGUAGCGAAGGCGCCAAAACCUGAUAAGGAGAAGCCGUUGGACGACAAUUCGGAACCGUCGUCGACACAGGUUGUUCCGUCUAAGACGUCUGCAGCUACGAAGAAAAGAGAGGUUUCCGUUGUGUUUAUGGUCAUGCUAAUAAUAUUGACCGCAUAAACUAUAUAACAUGUAAAUGAAGCUGUGUUUACGCAUUGUUUAUAAUGGAGCGUUGUGAUAUGUUUUUUGUUUCUA
Arachis duranensis is the source of this 887-nucleotide messenger RNA. RefSeq names its product fasciclin-like arabinogalactan protein 12. NCBI's taxonomy places the organism in Eukaryota, Viridiplantae, Streptophyta, Magnoliopsida, Fabales, Fabaceae. The transcript has a single exon. The record is from RefSeq and is a predicted model, not a curated record. The coding region runs from base 27 to 812 and encodes 261 amino acids.